ACCUCUCUAGUCGGCCAUUGAUUGACUACGGUGAUUGUUAAAUUUUUGGUGAGCCCGUUUGUUUCCUUUUUGGUGUAAAGCGAGGUUAUUUUGAGAUUUGUUUCGCGGUUAUUCACAUUGACAAGUAAUAGAAUAAAUCGUAUUAAGUAAAUAUAUUAUAAUAAAAGUGUUUCAACAAAGGACGAGCAAGAGUAAAUUUUGAAGGAAGCUAAGUAAAUACUGACCCACAUUAGUUGAGGAAUCAAGUGAGGGCGCUUACAAAUCGGCAGUCUACCUCUCGAGGGGCUGACUGUUUUCGAUUACAAACUUUCUAUACCAAAGCUACGUGACAUCAACUGGUUGGAAAACGUCUCAGCGGAAUCCAGCGCAAUGGAUCCUAAUUACGCCACAUCUUAGCAAAUUCUCUCCCUGGUGGAGACAACACACAAGUCCACGACACGCUUUAUAACAUCUCCAGCUACAGUAAUUUGUGUGCGUUAACUCCAGAGAAAAAAUUUCAGCCCACUUCCCCUAUAUUUCCACAUAUGUAUACGCUUUCUCCGUUUUUCUUUUUCAACCUAAACAUCUGGGCAAACAUAUGUCCAACUUGCAGCCAAAGUUAUUGUAUGAUCACAUAUUACCUCGGCUAAUCAGACAGAGCGGCCACAUUAGAUUUAUCCCAAGACGCAUUACCAACACAUCCUGUAAGUCUUCUACACCAAUAACAUCAUUUUUUGGAAAGAAAAAUCAAUUAAAAUAUACAAAGCAGACGAGUGUGUGUAUGAUUUCGGCGACAAAGUCCAACGAACGAUUUUUGUGAGGAGCUACCAGCAGUUCAUUUGAAUUACAACAUUUAUUAUAUUUUUCUUGCCAGAUAUUCUAUUUUUGAAGGCACUAAUUUAAAUUGGCUAGCAAACCUUAUCAAUUUAAACUUCCAUUGUGUGCGACAGCAAAACCAUCCAGCUUUUCUGAACCUUCUCUGCAACAGAUUCCAAAAUGCAACGCUGGUUUUUCGCCGAUGGGGCCGACGAUUGCGAUGCCAUGGCGGCACCAUCCUCAUCAACAACGUCUAUGGCAGUGUUUCAACCUGAUAUACCGAUUCAUGUCAAUUGGAAGUUCUAUGUGAUGAUGAAUCAUGACAUUGCGCCUAAUGAACGUUUGGCGAUUGUGGGAAGCACUGAAAGUCUGGGCAAUUGGCAAUUUAGCGAGUGUAAAAUCAUGAUGAAAGAAGAUGACACAAACGCUUGGUAUAUUUAUGUGAGCAUUCCGCGCGAUACACGCACUGAGUAUCGCUAUUUAGUGGUUGCAGUCGAUCCGACAGCUGAAAAAACUAUUGUGCGCCAUUGGGAGACAUAUCUGAAGCCACGUCACAUUGUGCCCGGAGUAUGCAGCAAAACACGAGAAUGCGAUGAAGUUUAUGGUUCGUUUAACGGCAUUGAAAAAGUGGAUCGUGGCUGGGUCACAGCAGAGACAAUUGUACAAUUGAAAUUUUUCAAUGCCCCAUUUACUUGGAAGCAACGCAUGAAGAGACGUUUAAUUUAUGUUAAAGUGACGCCAAUGAACUUGACAAUACCCACUGGUGGAGGUGCUGGUGGUGGUGGUGGUAGCACUUGUGACCAUCAUACAAUUUCGCCGUUGGAAGAUUCACUUUCAAACGAUACGCACGAUACUCGCGAAAAUGGCGCUGACCUUAGUACAGCAUUUGCUUUUAACGAAGUAGCUGUACUACACAGGGAUGAAUCGCAAAUCCAAUUGCAACCACAGUUCGGUUCUGCCUGUGGUCCCGAUGACAUGGUGAUUUUCCAUUUGACAAUUGGUGACUUUGACAGCACUGCCUACCUCAUCGAUUUGUAUGCAUAUAGUUCGAAAGCAGCGAUGGAUGAACCGCCCUACCACUUGGGCUAUCAGUAUGUUUUGCCUAAUUUACUCAAACGUUCCGAUGGUAAUCUGGAGGUGCCAAUCACUUGUGCCACACGUCAUCGGCCAAUGGGUAUGAUGCAGAUUGGUUAUUUGCUUAUAAAACCAACGAAAUGUAUUAAGUUGGACAUGGCGGUUACAUACACACGUUACUGGAAUCCCAAAUGGACUGGCUUGGAUGUGGGACACCGCGGCUCCGGCACAAGUUUCAAAACAAAAGAUUCAGUGAUACGCGAAAACACAAUAACUUCUUUGAAAAAUGCUGUCGAACAUGGCGCAGACAUGGUGGAGUUCGACGUGCAGCUGAGCAAGGAUUUGGUACCGGUGGUGUAUCAUGAUUUUAUGAUUUAUGUGUCGCUGAAAGCGAAAGGCAGCUGUAAUCCACAUGAUUUUCUAGAGCUACCAAUGCGUGAGCUAACUGUGGAUCAGCUGAACAACUUGAAGGUCUAUCACACUGCUGAAGGUCGUACGCGAGAAGAACGUUGUUUUCAUAACGACGACCUCUUGGAGCAUCAACCAUUUCCACGUUUGGCCGAUGUCUUGGAUGCGAUUGAUUCACAUGUAGGCUUUAACAUAGAAGUUAAGUGGUCACAGCGUCUCAACGAUGGAUCAAUGGAGGAGCAAUUCGAGCAUACAAUCGAUCGUAAUUUGUAUGUGGACUGCAUAUUGAAUGUCGUAUUCCGCAAAGCAGGCCAUCGACGUAUUGUGUUUUCAUGUUUCGAUCCUGAUAUUUGUACAAUGCUGCGUUUUAAGCAAAAUCGGUAUCCAGUCAUGUUCCUGACCAUUGGAGAAAGCACUAGGUAUCAAAAAUAUUUGGAUCCCCGGGGCAACAGCAUCGAAAUGGCUGUAUACAAUUCGCGUGCCAUGGAAUUGCUAGGCAUUGUAGCACACUCCGAGGAUUUGCUACGCGAUCCCACCCAGGUAAAUUUGGCAAAAAGCAGAGGCUUAAUAGUAUUCUGUUGGGGUGAUGACAAUAACAAUAAGGAUACAAUCAAAUUUCUUAAAGACCUGGGAUUGCACGCCAUCAUUUACGACAAGAUGGAUGUGCUGACUAGCAAGGAAGUGAAGCAAAGCGUAUUCCUGCUUCAAGCCAGGGAGAGCCAGAAUGAAAUACUCAAACUGCAGGCGCUGGAGAUGGGCACAUUGUGGCACGAUAAUAUACCGGUUAAGCAGCAAAAGCAAUAGUAAAUUGUAAGAAAGACCGAUGCCACAUUUGAAAACGAAUGAAAAUUUCAAAAUCGUACGAAGCACUUGCUAACAUACCGCAGUAAAAAAAGAACACAAAAUUACAAUUCAUACAUAUUUACAAGCAAAAUAAUUGCCGCCGCAUAUGACACUUCAAUUAACUAACCAAAUCUUUUUUUU
Messenger RNA from Rhagoletis zephyria (snowberry fruit fly), 3261 nucleotides. RefSeq names its product glycerophosphocholine phosphodiesterase GPCPD1. Gene Ontology annotation, biological process: glycerophospholipid catabolic process. NCBI's taxonomy places the organism in Eukaryota, Metazoa, Arthropoda, Insecta, Diptera, Tephritidae. Gene Ontology annotation, molecular function: starch binding; glycerophosphocholine phosphodiesterase activity. The record is from RefSeq and is a predicted model, not a curated record.